ACAAGAAGAAGAAGAAGGAGUGAGGUGAUGACUGUAAGAGGGAACAUGUCUGCGUUUAUUUAAAGUGUAAAUAUGCCAUCCUGUAACGACCAGAGAACUGAUUUAGUGCUGGUAUAAAGUUGUUUGAGUGUGAGGGGACAGAAAUUUCCCCUCGGAUCAUCGGUGACGAACUGCGUGAGAGAUCAAUCAGUUCAUCAGAUGAGAUCAGAAGCAGAGUCCAGCUGUGUGUCUAUGAAGAGUGACGCGUCUAUGAAUCAUCCAAUAACAUUCACGGCCUGAUCUCAGAUCAAUUCAUCAGAAGAGAUCAUAUCCAGAGUCCAGUUGUGUGUCUGUGAAGAGUGACGCGUCUAUGGAUCCACCAAUAAAGUUUAACAGUGGAGAUUCAUGGACUGGUCUCAGUCCAGUUCAUCAGAAGAGAUCAGAACCAGAGUCCAGCUGUUCGUCUGUGAAGAGUCACAUGUCUACGGUUCGGCGAGGACACUUCAAGACUAGAGAUACACGGCCUGGUCUCAGCAAUGAGGUCCUCAACACAUUUAGAUCAAAUCUGAAGAGGAAGUUUGAGCGUCUGUAUGAGGGAACAGCGACACAGGGAAACCCAACACUGCUGAAUAAGAUCUACACAGAGCUCUACAUCACAGAGACUGAGAGUGGAGAGAUCAGUAAUGAGCAUGAGGUGAGACAGAUUGAGACACAAUCCAGGAGAACAGCAACAGAGGACACAGCCAUCAAAUGCAAUGACAUCUUUAGACCUUUACCUGGACAAGACAAAGUCAUCAGAACUGUGCUGACAAAGGGAGUCGCUGGCAUUGGAAAAACAGUCUCUGUGCAGAAGUUCAUCCUGGACUGGGCUGAAGGGAAAGAGAAUCAGGACGUCCAGCUCAUAUUUCCACUUCCUUUCAGAGAAAUCAACUUGAUGAAGGACAAAACACUCAGUCUUUCAGAUCUUCUUCAUGUCUUUUUCCCUGAAACUAAAGAAAUGGAAAUAUCCAGUGAUGAAUAUAAAGUGUUGUUCAUCUUUGAUGGUCUGGAUGAGUGUCGUCUGUCUCUGGACUUUAAGAGUAAAGUGAAACUGUGUAAUAUAUCUGAAUCAGCCUCAGUGGACGUGCUGCUGAUGAACCUGAUUGUGGGGAAUCUGCUUCCCUCUGCUCUCAUCUGGAUCACCUCCAGACCAGCAGCAGCUGAUCUCGUCCCCUCUGAGUGUGUCCAUCGAGUGACAGAGGUACGAGGCUUCAAUGAGCCACAGAAGGAGGAAUACUUCAGGAAGAGAAUCAGUGAUCAGAGUCUGGCCGACAGGAUCAUCUCACACCUGAAGUCUUCAAGGAGCCUCUUCAUCAUGUGCCACAUCCCAGUGUUCUGCUGGAUCUCAGCCACUGUUCUAGAGAAGAUGUUGAGUCCAGCAGAGAGUGGAGAGAUUCCCAAGACUCUCACUCAAAUGUACACACACUUCCUGAUCCUUCAGACCAACAUCAAACAUGAGAAGGACUAUGAGAAGAAGGUGACAGAUGAAGACAUGAUCCUCAAACUGGGGAAAUUGGCUUUUCAGCAGCUGGUGAAAGGAAACCUGAUCUUCUAUGAGAAAGAUCUGAGAGAGUGUGGCAUUGAUGUGACAGAAGCAUCAGUGUACUCAGGAUUGUGCACUCAGAUCUUCAGAGAGGAGUUUGGCUUGUAUCAGGGGAAAGUCUUCAGCUUUGUUCAUCUGAGCAUUCAGGAACAUCUAGCAGCUCUAUAUGCACAUCUCUCCUGUACAGUCAAGAAGAUAAAUGUAUUUAACAAAACUAGUCUGUUGUCUAAAGUUUUGCACUGGUUCCUAAAUAAUUCAUCAAAAGUUUCAUUAUCUGAGCUGCAUCAGAGAGCUGUGGACGAGGCUUUACAGAGUAAGAAUGGACAUCUGGAUCUUUUUCUGCAUUUUCUUCUGGGUCUCUCAGUGGAGUCCAAUCAGACUCUCUUACGAAAACUACUGACACAGACAGAAAUCUGCUCCUUCAACAAAGAGGAAACAACUGAUUACAUCAAACAGAAGAUCAGAGAGAAUCACUUUCCAGAGAAAUCCAUCAAUCUGUUUCACUGUCUGAAUGAACUGGGUGAUGAUUCACUGAUGCAGGAGAUGCAACAUUAUCUGAAAUCUGGAGAAAUAAGAAAAGCCAAACUCUCGUCUUCACAGUGGUCAGCUCUGGUUUAUGUGUUGCUGACAUCAGAGCAGAAGAUGGAUGUGUUUGAUCUGAAACAGUUUAUUGGAUCACAACAUACAGCAGAUGAAGUUCUUCAGUAUCUGUUACCUGUGGUUAAAGAAUCCAGAUCAGUUCGGCUGUGUAGGUGUAAACUCACUGCUCAGUCCUGUGAGAGUUUGUCUUCAGCUCUACAGUCCUCAAACUCUGUCCUGAGAGAACUGGACCUGAGUAACAAUGACCUGCUUCUUUCUGAAGGACUGAAGAGUAAAACCUCUAAGCUGGAGAUGUUGAGAUUGCCCACAUGUAAUCUCACUGCUCAGUCCUGUGAGAGUUUGUCUUCAGCUCUACAAUCCUCAAACUCUGUCCUGAAAGAACUGGAUCUGAGUAACAAUGACCUGCAGGAUUCUGGGGUGAAGCUUCUUUCUGAAGGACUGAAGAGUAAAACCUCUAAGCUGGAGAUGUUGAGAUUGUCCACAUGUAAUCUCACUGCUCAGUCUUGUGGGAGUUUGUCAUCAGUUUUGAAAUCCUCAAACUCUGUCCUGAGAGAACUGGACCUGAGUAACAAUGACCUGCAGGAUUCUGGAGUGAUGCUUCUUUCUGAAGGACUAAAGAGUCCAAACUGUCAGCUGGAGAUACUGAGGUAACUGGUUUUCCAUUAAAUAAUUAACAAAAUGUUCCCACAAUAAAUGGCCACUGAAUUGUGUCAGCAAAUAUUUAAUCUGCUUUCAAUGCAAUGCCAGAACAAGAGACAAAAACAUUCCCAGAUAGCAUCCGGAUGUGGGUCACCUUUGGCAAAAAUAUGGCACAAUCACCAAAGGCUAAUCAGGGUGUAAACCAGAUGUGGUCCACAUAUGUUUCAGCAAAUGUGGUCUGGUAUAUUAAAGUGUAUUUGGGCCAGUUUUGGCAAAGAUACGGCACAGUCGGCUUUGGCUCAUCAGUAUGCAAGUCUAACUUGUCCCACAUUUGACAUGGCAAAUAUUCCCCGUAUAUCAUAAAACAGAUGAAGGCCACUUCUGGUUUGGAUGUAGCACUUCACACUGGCUAAUUGAAAUGUACAUUUCAAAUAGUAAAUAUGGCCUAAAUAUUUUAAUAGAAUUCGGCUACUUUUAGUAUAAUGCAACACAGUUAACUGAUGCAGGCUGAUCUGGAUAUGAGUCUUAAGAAAGCUA
Labeo rohita (rohu) is the source of this 3337-nucleotide messenger RNA. Its product is annotated as NACHT, LRR and PYD domains-containing protein 12. The record is from RefSeq and is a predicted model, not a curated record. The transcript is spliced from 8 exons. The coding region runs from base 350 to 2812 and encodes 820 amino acids. Gene Ontology annotation, molecular function: protein binding. NCBI's taxonomy places the organism in Eukaryota, Metazoa, Chordata, Actinopteri, Cypriniformes, Cyprinidae.